AUGCCUCUUCUCCAACUACCACACCUAACGAUGGCCGGCCCCCAAAUGCAGCUGGAAGAUUGGCUCGAUGACCUCUGCGUGAGGUUCAUCAUCAAUCUUCCGCAAGAGGACCUGUCAUCCGUCGAGCGAAUAUGCUUCCAAGUCGAAGAAGCCCAAUGGUUCUACGAAGACUUUAUUCGACCUCUUGACCCCUCCCUCCCAUCAAUGACUUUGCGCACAUUCUGUCUGCGUAUAUUUCAGCACUGCCCGCUCCUCGCAUCCUUCUCCGUCGAAAACCAUCUGGCCGCGUUUGAGGUCUUCCUCCAGUACAAGACACGAAUCCCCGUCCGCGGUGCCAUCCUGCUCAACCAUGACAUGGACUCGGUUGUUCUUGUAAAGGGUUGGAAAAAGGGUGCCAACUGGAGCUUUCCCCGCGGCAAGAUCAACAAGGACGAGGACGACCUCGACUGUGCCGUGCGUGAGGUUUACGAAGAAACGGGCAUGGACCUGCGCGCCCAUGGCCUCGUCCCCACCACUGGCAAGCCAAAAUACAUUGAAAUCGCCAUGCGUGAGCAGCAGUUGCGACUAUAUGUCUUCCGCGACGUACCCAUGGACUACAACUUCGAGCCACAGACACGUAAAGAAAUUAGCAAGAUCCAGUGGUAUAAGCUCUCCGAGCUUCCCACGUUCCGGAAAAAGAAUUCGCAGAACCAAAAUGAGCCUGCUGUCGGCGCCAACAAGUUUUACAUGGUCGCACCGUUCCUAGUACCGCUCAAGAAAUGGGUUACCGUACAGAAACGACAAGAGGAGAAGCGCACGGUCAACCUUCACUACCAGUCCGGUCAUGCCCAGCUUUCCGUCGACGAGGGUCACACUGAAGAGGAGCCUUAUGCGACAGACCACGGUGCAACCUUCCUUCAACAGCCCAACUCCAUUGCUAGCCUUGAUGGAGCCACGAAAGAACUGCAGCGUCUUCUCAAGAUGCAGCCAGCGACGCAAGGCCUACAGGCAGCCAUACCUCCGGAAGACAAAGGCAGCGCUCUCUUGAAUAUUCUACAGUCGGACCAGCCUUCCGCGCCCUCCGAAUCUCUGCAGCAGAGUAUACGGAUACCCCAUACACCACAAGAUCACACGAUCAUCAGCCCCCCGCAACCUCAAAAUCCUCACCACCACAACAACCAGCAGCAGCAGCCGAUACACAUCAACGCGCAACAGCAGCCACCGACGUUUCCCCUCCCCCAUGGCGCCGUCAAUGGACCACCACAUCACUAUCAGCAGCAGCAGCAGCAGUAUCCUGGUCAGCCUGUACCACAUGGUCAUCCUGGCGGCCCGCACCACCAGUCGCAAAAAUCGAUUCCGCUCGUCCACCCACAGCCGCUGCCACCUCAGGUCCAGCGCGCCAUGUUCAACAACAGUGCGUUCCAGGAGGCCGCAGCAAAGGUCAAUGCCGGUUUGCCUCACUCUCCAUAUCAGCAAUGGCAGCAGCCGAGAGCGCCUCAUGGAAACGCUGCGCCUCCCCAACAGCAAAUGGUACCACCAGUGCCGCUCAACGGACAGUCCAUGGCUCUCCUCAAUGCUUUCAGGAGGGAACCUUCAGGAUCCCAGCAGCCCCCUAGGCAACCUGUUUUGCAGCAGCAUCAUCAAAACUCGCAUGCCACUGAAACGCUCCCCAUGCCGACUGUUGGUGCUGCCGCUCAGAACCUUCCUCCGCCACCGCCGUAUAGCCAGUUCCCAGCACAACAGCACCAACAAUCUCCUCGAGCUGCUAUCCUAAACCAAGCGAUGUCGCCUCAAACCCAGUUCAACGCUCACAUGCAAACAACACAGCAGCCUCCUGUCAGCAUGGGAAACCCACCUCCCGCCAACGCUCAGCACCGGAACGCUCUGCUUGGCAUGUUCAAAAAGGCGGGUGGCCCGCAGUCUCCCGUCGCGCAGUCUUCACAGCAGGCGCGGGCACCCUCUCCGCUGGGCUUCGUUGCCGAGCUCUCGUCGCCAUCGCAGCGUAAGCCGUCGUUUGAGGCGCCCGUCGAGCUCGGAAUCGAUAAAUCAUCCAUCCAGCUACCGAGUGACAAGCCAAUCCCGGGCCAGCAGCGCUCCGGCAGUCUUGCGGCUGUGCCGCACGGGAGCGUUUCCUCGUCCUAUGGCUCGUACGCCGCGCAAAGCCACCAACCACAGCAGCCUUCUCCUCUGGCGCAGCCGUCUGUCCCUGUCCGCGCUCCCGCCGCCGCCGGCAGUGCUAGCACCGACCAGAAGCGCCAGCUACUGUCCCUCUUCGGUGGUAGUGCGGGCGGCGGCGGAAAGCCCGCAGUACCGCAGCUGCAGGCUCGGUCACCCCUCGGUGGUACCAUUCAUGAAAUGGGCAAUGGAAACCCUGCGUCGCGCGACGCGUCCCGCUCUCGAAUGGCUUCGCUUGUCUCUACCGGUAUACCCGGCGAGUCUAGCUCGGGCAACAUCUCGCGCCGUGGCAGCCAGACGCCCAUCUCGCCUGCGGACGAGAGCUUCUUGCUUGGUUAUCUACAAUCCGUCACUAAUACUGCAUCACGAUGA
Akanthomyces muscarius is the source of this 2526-nucleotide messenger RNA. RefSeq lists its product as uncharacterized. The transcript is spliced from 2 exons. Gene Ontology annotation, molecular function: manganese ion binding; RNA binding; 5'-(N(7)-methylguanosine 5'-triphospho)-[mRNA] hydrolase activity. Gene Ontology annotation, cellular component: P-body; cytoplasm. The coding region runs from base 1 to 2526 and encodes 841 amino acids. Gene Ontology annotation, biological process: deadenylation-dependent decapping of nuclear-transcribed mRNA; nuclear-transcribed mRNA catabolic process, nonsense-mediated decay. The record is from RefSeq and is a predicted model, not a curated record. NCBI's taxonomy places the organism in Eukaryota, Fungi, Ascomycota, Sordariomycetes, Hypocreales, Cordycipitaceae.